Xiphophorus hellerii (green swordtail) is the source of this 1358-nucleotide messenger RNA. Its product is annotated as OX-2 membrane glycoprotein-like. Gene Ontology annotation, biological process: heterotypic cell-cell adhesion; negative regulation of neuroinflammatory response. The transcript has 8 exons. Gene Ontology annotation, cellular component: neuronal cell body; axon; cell surface. Gene Ontology annotation, molecular function: cell-cell adhesion mediator activity. NCBI's taxonomy places the organism in Eukaryota, Metazoa, Chordata, Actinopteri, Cyprinodontiformes, Poeciliidae. Bases 129 to 1148 code for a protein of 339 amino acids. The record is from RefSeq and is a predicted model, not a curated record.
GGAAGUGAAAGUGUAAAAGGACUUACGUUUUUUCCGGUGGGGGGAAAUUCAAACAGAGAUUUACAUUUAAGGGCACCACUUUUUUCAGCGUCGUGUUUACAAUUCAUGUUUGAAUUUCUGGCGCUCAUAUGGAGUUCAUACCGACUGUACCAAUUUUAUUUUUCCUGUUGGGAAUCUGUAAUAAAGGUUUAGCAGUUUUGAUCCAAACCCAGCAGACGGUGUUGGCAGCAGUAGGAGAAGAUGCUCCUCUCAGCUGUCGGCUCCUGGAAACUAAAGACGUCCAGCAGGUCACCUGGCAGAAAGUGUUGGAGAAAACAGAGAGGAAUAUUGGUUCCUACAGCCAGUAUUUUGGUGAAACAGUGAAUCCUGGAUUUAAAGAUAAAGUUCAGUUUACAGGAGCUGGACUGCAGAAGAACUCUAUAGUUAUCAGGAACGUUACAGAGCAGGAUGCAGGAUGUUAUCUCUGUCUGUUCAACACCUACCCUGAUGGAGCUCUGAUAGCUGCAACCUGCCUGGAGGUUUAUGAGCUGCAUGGACCCUUCAUUGACAUCAGCAGAUCAAACUCUCCUCCAGGGUCGGUUGUGACCUGUUCAGCCACAGGUCGACCUGUUCCCAUGGUAACACUGACUGUUCUCCAUCAGAACCUCAGCUGCUCCCACUACAACACCAGUACAGAGACCAACACUAACGGUACCGUCACCGUCACCACUAAAGUUCUGCUCUCAGAUCUCAGCAGCACACAGGUUGGAUGUUCAGUGUCAGUGGACUCUGCUGCUCCCAGAGAGCUGCUGGUCACCGUUCCUGAGGUCAAAGAUUCGUCUGAUGAUGAGCUACAGAAACAAUCUAGUUUACGUGUUGAUGAGAGUCAGGAGUUUAAAGACCCGAAAAUCCCCGUGAUCCUUGUAGUCGCUGGUAUAGCUUUGACUUGUUGUUGUGCUGUAAUCAUCGUCCUCUGGAGACAUAAAAAUGUCCAAAACAGAGACGAUGAGAACAACAAAACACCAUUAAGAUCAGACAAACAUGCAGACAGGAACAUAACACCUUUUAUGAAGCUGACGAAUGAGGUUAAACAGAGACUUUCUGCCAAGAAAAGUCGAGAAAACAACGACCUCAAAGCAUUUCCUUCUGCGUCAAAAAGACUGUUUUGAUGACCUCUGACCUGACAGAUUGACAUGAGCGUUAAAGAUCCAGUUGAUCAUUUAAAAUGCUUGAAAACUGAAUGGAUCCCAUUUGGAAAUCUAUUUUGUUGGAUAAACUAAACGCUAAUACUUUCUGUAUUUCUUUCAAAUUAAUGUAAAGAACUUUGAAUUGAAUUUUUGCUGAAAAUGUGUUAUAUAAAUAAAAUCUCCUUACCUCAA